This is a messenger RNA of Asparagus officinalis (garden asparagus), 518 nucleotides long. RefSeq lists its product as uncharacterized. The coding region runs from base 21 to 518 and encodes 165 amino acids. The transcript is spliced from 2 exons. The record is from RefSeq and is a predicted model, not a curated record. Lineage: Eukaryota; Viridiplantae; Streptophyta; Magnoliopsida; Asparagales; Asparagaceae.
CUCCUGUAGAGCCUAACCGCAUGACCAGAGACGAGUGGAUGGAAGUCGUCGACGGAGCUUACGGUUUACAACCAAGAAAGAAAGGAAGAGUUCCUUUGUCAAGUGUUGUAGCUAAGAAAUUCACCACCACCAAUAAGCCUAGCAGCCAAUCUGUGAUCUCGACGCGACCAUGUGACACAUCAUACGUCGUGGGUAAGAUUGGUCAAUACUUGUUGAAGAAUGUUGAAGCCUCUUUGGUUUUAAGCUUUCUUCCCACUAUUAAACACGAGUUAGGCGGUGCACAAACGACCUGGGAUGUCGUUCAGCGACUCAUCGAUUCUCAACCCUUAAAGGACUUGCUUCCGCAGCCUAUAUACAUGGAUAUCAUGAGGAUGGCAUUUAAUGAGCAUGCAGCUAUAAGUGAUGGAGAGGCUAGAGGAGGUACUGUAGGAAGCAGCAGUACGAUACGACAUUUUGAUGUAGCCGCUACGGACGAUAGGAAUCACGACGAUAGGGACCAAGAUGACUACGAUGAAUGA